AUGGUUUAUGUUCAUCAACCAACUUAUGGUUAUGCUCAAUUUUUUGGACCUAAACCACAACUUGUUCACUGCCCAACUUGUAACCAAAAUAUAAAAACUACACUUAAAUAUGUUAAUGGAAGAUCUGCUUGGCUGGACAGUAUUGCUAUAGCAUUAUUUGGGCUUUUUGUUUGCGUAAUGGGGUUUAUAGUUAUUAUUGGGGCUAUUACAGAACCUGCCAAUAAGGAUGAAUCUCGUGCAUCUCUUAUAAUCGCGUCUUUUAUUAUUCUUAUUUUUGGACUUGUUAUCUGCGGGUUUUCGUUUAUUCUAUUUCAUUGGGACAGUUCUAAGGAUGUUGAACAUUAUUGUAGUGUUUGCAACAAUUAUGUUGGUAAAUAUAUACGAAAUCCUCGAAGACCUGUAGUUAUACUGCCACCAGAAUUAUAUAAACAUAAAGUAUAUCAACCUAAGAAUAAUCAGUUAGAGAGAGAGAAUACAAUAAAAUAA
Meloidogyne enterolobii is the source of this 486-nucleotide messenger RNA. The record is from the annotation of a GenBank genome assembly. Lineage: Eukaryota; Metazoa; Nematoda; Chromadorea; Rhabditida; Meloidogynidae.